Amborella trichopoda is the source of this 4575-nucleotide messenger RNA. RefSeq names its product inositol transporter 1 (gene INT1). The record is from RefSeq and is a predicted model, not a curated record. Gene Ontology annotation, cellular component: membrane. Gene Ontology annotation, molecular function: transmembrane transporter activity. NCBI's taxonomy places the organism in Eukaryota, Viridiplantae, Streptophyta, Magnoliopsida, Amborellales, Amborellaceae. Gene Ontology annotation, biological process: transmembrane transport.
CGAGGCAAAAGGUCACAUAUUUCAGCAAUGGGUAUGUUUUGGGUCUUACAGUGAUUGCUGGUAUUGGUGGAUUGUUGUUUGGCUAUGAUACAGGUAUUUUCUCCAUCACAGUUUAAUUUAUGAAGUCCAUGGAGUGCAAAAUUUGAACCCCAAUUUCUUUUGGGUAUUCCUCUCGCAUAAGAGGUUCAUUCUUUACUUUUCUAACUUUUAAGUCUAGAAACUAUUUGUGCAAAAAUUAAAGGUUUGAGGAAGGAGGAUUUGGUAACUGUUUUGAUCAGCUGUUGUACUUAAUUGAUAUUUUUGCAUCAUGUUGUAACUAUUUUAAGGCUUCUUGGGGAAUUGAUUAUGUUCCCUAUUGUUAUUGAUUCUUGAGUGAGUAAUUGAAUUGGGUCAUAUGUCCUAGUGUUUUUGAUUUAGGAGUGGAUAAUUGAAUUGGGUCAUAUCUCCUAGUGUUGUUGAUUUAUGAGUAAGCGAAUUGGGUCAUAUGUCCUACAGUUAUUUAUCUAUGAGUGAGAAAUUCAAGUGGAUCAAAUUUGCUCUCAUUCUAAAUUUCAUGGUGUAAUGUUGUAAAAUUUAUAUGGUUGAGUUGUUCCUUGAUUUGGGUUCACCCCUUCUUCUUUUUUGUGUUGCUUGAUGUGGAUUCAUUGAUGAAACGGCUUUUUUCUUGUCUUUCAAAAAGGUAUCCACAGGUCUUUUUUUUUGGGUAAUUCAUUGGGGAAAGACAGGCCCUGCCCGUUCUUUCAAUAGAUUGGGAGUUACAUCUUGAAGGUGUUAAUGGGGGGUAUCAGCGGUAGGAAUGGAUACCACGAUGUGGUAAUUGGGUGUGGGGAUGCUACCACUACAACCCCAACCCCUUUCAUAAAGGUAUCCAUAGGUCUGUAAUUCACAUUAUGCAAGUUCUGAAUUUAUUCAGGGCCUGGUUCAGUGCUAGCACAGUAAUAGAUUUUUUUCUUUACUUUGUAUUUUAGAAAGGGAUCAACUAGUUAAUGGAACUCUCUCUCAUAUAUAUAUGGCUCCUUCAUAGUGGGUUUUGCAUGAUUCAUGCAAUUUGAAUCAUAGAGUUCACAUUAGAAGCUCUGUGCAAGUUCAGCAUCUGCACUUAAUUAUUGUAAUGCGUCUCUUAUUUCUUCUUCCUUAGUUAUUGAAUAUCAUGGUGAAUGUUUAUCACUUUCUUUUUUUGGGUGUCUGUUUUAUUGGUCCAUGCUAAUUCUUCACAAGUAAGCCAGGGAGAGGCUUUGAUCUUCUCCCCUUGAUUAUCAGAAAUGGAAGCGAAUUGUAUCAACUGGUAUGGGCUCCAUGUAGCUGGUUAAAACUUUCUUAUUCUCCCUUUUGUGUCUUCUCAGCAUUCCAUUACUUAGAUCUCUCCACAAUGUAUUUAUGGAUUUAUGGUUCAUGCUACUUUGUAUGACUUGAAUAUUCAUCUAUUAGAACCUCCUCUUCUCUACUGUGUGAGUGCGAUACUUCUGUUCUACUACUGUUUCAUAAAAAGAGAUUGUCAUUUCAUUACUUCUGGAGAAAUUCAUUACGGCAGGCAUUAUUCUUUCUUCUAUUCACUCUUAUGAAUAGGCGUGAGUAGGCAACAUGCUUUUCCAUGAAGGUUUUAAGUUUAACUCCUGAGAUAGUUUUUUCUCCUCUCACAUAAGUUUCGAGAGACAAAGGGCUUGGGCAUUCUAGUGUUAGAGAUGUACACAUUUUUACAUUCAUUAGGGGAACCUUAGCCAUUUCUUCAUUCCCCCGAGUCUUUUUAACAUGUUUCGUAGUGGCUGUUUGAUCAUUUUUACAAUUCCAUAAUCAUGUAGAAUGGAGUGUAAUCCAGUAAUAGUUAGAAAAAGCGUGUUAUACGUGAGGGAAGGAGUACUCAUAUGUUGUAAAUCAAAGAGAGAUUGAACAUGCUGCCUCUUUUUAUGUGGAGGAUGCAUUUGGGAAUCAAUGGAUCUCUAGUGUCCUACAUAUGCAUUUAUUUGCCGAUUUUAUAUCCUUUUCUUUGGUCAUGUGGAGAAUAUGAACGAGCUUUAAAAAAAUUUCUUCGAAGGGAUCAAAGCCGGCACUGUAUGAUUAUGAGUCACUCUUGGAAAACUCUUGUAAUGACACCCAUAAUCUACAUGAACAAACUAUAAUGGUUUUAUAGUUUUCUUUAGUCGUUUGUUCUGUACACUUCGUACUUUCACUGCAUGAGGGGCAGUAUUAGGUGUAAGAUCACCCUGCAUCAUGGUUGUCUUUAUGCAUAUAUUCUAUGUCAAGGAUUGCAAUUGGUCAAAAUAAAGACGGGCUGCUACUUUUUCAGGUGUUAUAUCAGGUGCCCUUCUGUAUAUUCGUGAUGAUUUUCAGGCUGUGGAUAAGAGCAGUUUUUUACAGAAUUGUUUUUUCAGGAAACCAUAGUGAGCAUGGCAUUGGUGGGUGCUAUUAUUGGAUCAGCUUUAGGGGGUUGGAUCAAUGAUACAUAUGGGCGUAAGAAAGCAACCCUUUUGGCCGAUGUAAUAUUCGCCAUCGGAUCAAUCUGCAUGGCGGCUGCUCCUGAUCCUUACGUGCUCAUACUUGGGAGGCUUUUGGUUGGUUUGGGUGUGGGAGUAGCAUCUGUUACUGCCCCUGUAUAUAUUGCAGAGGCUUCUCCUUCUGAGAUAAGGGGAGGGCUCGUAAGUAUGAAUGUUCUUAUGAUCACAGGGGGCCAGUUCCUCUCCUACCUUGUGAACAUCGGUUUUACACAGGUACCGGGAACGUGGCGCUGGAUGCUUGGGGUUUCUGGCGUCCCUGCUGUGGUGCAAUUUUUCAUGAUGCUAUUCUUGCCCGAGUCUCCUCGCUGGCUUUAUCUCAAGGAUCAAAAGGUUAAAGCUAUUGAAGUGCUUGAAAAGAUAUAUGAGCCCGAACGAUUGAAGUAUGAGAUUGACCGGCUUUCGGAUGCUGCAGAGGAAGAGCUUAAACAGGAGAAAGCUGUCAGCUACAUCAAUGCUUUCAAGUCCAAGGAAAUCCGGCUUGCUCUGUUUGCUGGAGCAGGACUUCAGGCAUUCCAGCAGUUCACAGGAAUCAACACUGUGAUGUACUACAGCCCCACGAUUGUGCAGAUGGCCGGCUUCUCAUCCAACCGCCUCGCACUCCUCCUCUCUCUCAUCGUCGCCGCCAUGAAUGCUGCUGGCACUGUCGUUGGCAUCUUCCUCAUUGACCGCAUUGGUCGCCGCCCCCUUGCCAUGACCAGCCUUACUGGUGUCCUCCUCUCUCUCUCUCUCCUCUCCUCAGCCUUCUAUCUAUCUUCACACCAAUGUGCAAAUUCCCUCUAUUUUGGCUCUUGUUCAGCCAGUGCCGGUUGGUUUGCAGUGAUAGGUUUAGCUCUCUACAUUCUGUUCUUCUCUCCAGGGAUGGGUCCUGUCCCUUGGGCCAUAAAUUCCGAGAUUUACCCUUCGGGUUACAGAGGAGUUUGCGGAGGUUUCUCAGCAACAGUGAAUUGGAUUUCAAAUUUGAUUGUUGCGCAAACAUUCCUGUCGCUGGUGGAUGCGGUGGGGACACCUGCGACAUUCCUGAUGUUUGCAGCAGUGGCUGUGGCAGCACUUGUAUUUGUAUGGGUGUACGUGCCGGAGACAAAGGGCCUGAGCUUUGAGGAGGUCGAGAUGCUCUGGAAAGAGCGGGCUGCGGGGCAGAGGUGGGGGCAGCAGCAGCAACGGUUGCUCGAUGAUACCUCCGUGGAGCCUUAAUGUGGUAUUUGUGUGCUUAUCUCUCACUCUCUCUCUUGAUUUGGAGAGUGAAAUCUGUGCAAACGUGCUUUGGAUGGUGUUUUAUGCAUCGGGCCAUGCACAUGAUCUCUUUUUCUUUCUUUCUGAAUGUACUCAAUGAUCUCUUUUUCUUUCUUUCUAAAUGUACUCAAUCUCUCUCUAUGUCGUUGAUUUGGAGGGGUGGAAUCUGUGCAAAAGUGCUUUGGUGGUGUUUUAUGCAUGUGGCCAUGCAUGUGAUCCCCACCCCCAACACUCCCCUAAAAAAAAGAGGUGGGGAGUAGAAUCAGUGGAUGUCUUUUGGUUGGUGUUGUAUGAACGGGGAUGUGUAAUUCAGUGUAUUUGGGUAAAGACAGGUCCCUAAACUUUUUUAUUUUUUAUUUUGGUUAAUUCAGUGGAGAAGACAGGUCCUUACCCCUUUUUUUUGUUAAUUCAGUGCAUUUUUUUUUUGGGUAAUUUAGUAUUUUGUGGCAGUGGGGAAGACAGGUCCCUACUCUUUUUUUUUUUUCAAAUAGAUUAGGGAGUUAGCUUUAUUGAAGGCGUUAGGUGGGUCUUGUUAUAGUAGGAUUAGAAACCACAACGUGGUAAUUAGGUAUGAGGUGCUACCACUACGACCGAGCCCGAUGUGUUCUCUCUCGACACUUUUUUUCUCAAUUGUUGAUGCUGGGUAACAAUCCUACUCUCCCCCACUUGUGUGGCCACCAUUGUACCUGCUAUUCUUUCUCAGUAUUUCCCAACCCCCUUCUGUCUCUGCCCUACAGUGGAUGUCUGUCACUCUCUCUCUGGUGUUGUAAUGUGUGCAGUCACAUUCUUAUGUACCUGAUUCUCUUCGAGAGGACAUAUAUUGGAUACUCAAAUAGUCAAAUGUGUUUCUUUA